Euleptes europaea (tarantolino) is the source of this 4182-nucleotide messenger RNA. RefSeq names its product nuclear receptor binding SET domain protein 2 (gene NSD2). The record is from RefSeq and is a predicted model, not a curated record. The coding region runs from base 25 to 4182 and encodes 1385 amino acids. Gene Ontology annotation, cellular component: nucleus; chromatin. The transcript has 22 exons. Gene Ontology annotation, molecular function: protein binding; histone H3K36 methyltransferase activity. Lineage: Eukaryota; Metazoa; Chordata; Lepidosauria; Squamata; Sphaerodactylidae. Gene Ontology annotation, biological process: regulation of DNA-templated transcription.
AAAACUGGGAAUCUCUUUGGCUGAAUGGAUUUCAAAAGUCGCUCUGUGCUGUUAACCAAAAAGAGUGCCAAUCACAUAAAAAUGAAGCAAGUACCAGAGAUCCUUGGAAGUCCUACGGGGAAAACACAGAACUGUGAAGUGAACCGCGAGUGUUCCGUCUACUUGGGCAAAACACAUCUUUCUGCCGCACUACAGGAGGAUGUUGUGCCGAAAUACAAUGGCCGCGAUGCUCUCCCAUUUAUCCCAGCCGAGAAGCUGAAAGACCUCACUUCUCACGUGUUUAAUGGAGAAUCGGGCGCACAAGACACCAAGCUGCGUUUUGAGUCGCAGGAUAUAAAAGAAGCCGGGACGCCCCCUCACACCACUCCUGCCAAGAACUGCUCUCCGGAGAUCAAACUGAAAAUCACUAAGACUUACAUGAACGGAAAGCCUCUGUUUGAGUCUUCAAUUUGUGGUGACAAUGGGAUAGAUAUAUCUCCAGCGGAGGAAAACCAGGAGAAAACAGCAAAUAAAGAGAGGAGAAACAGGAAAAGGAGCAUCAAGUAUGACUCUGUGCUUGAACAGGGCUUCGGCGAAGUGGCCUUAACCUCAAAGACAAGUAGUCCCUCUGGCGAGAAGAUUCCAUCCGAGGAAGAUUUGACUGCCAUCACUGGCAAAGACGACAGAAUUCAUGUGUUGAAGUACAAAGUGGGAGACCUGGUGUGGUCCAAAGUAUCUGGCUAUCCAUGGUGGCCGUGUAUGGUGACGACAGAUCCUCUCCUUCAUAACUUCACGAAAAUAAAUGGCCAGAAGAAGAGUUUUCGCCAGUAUCACGUACAGUUCUUUGGAGACGCCCCAGAACGAGCUUGGGUAUUUGAGAAAAGCCUUGUGCCGUUCAGUGGAGAAGAGCAAUAUGAGCAGUUAUGCCAGGAAAGUGCAAAGCAUUCCCUUACCAAAGCAGAGAAAAUAAAGAUGCUGAAACCCGUUUCAGGAAAACUGCGUCCUCAGUGGGAAAUGGGUAUUAAGCAAGCAAAAGAUGCGUUAUCUUUGACUGCAGAUGAACGGAAAGCCAAGUAUACCUUCUUUUAUAUCAGGGGCAGGCCGGUUCUUAAUCCUCAGGUGGCAAAGGAAGCAGGUCUUGCCGUCAAGUCACUGGAGGAAAUGGAUAAAAUUUACUCGGACGAAGACAUUUCCCAGUCUUUGAAAUUGAGGAAAGAAUCCGAUGUCCCUACCAAGAGAAGGAGAACAAAAAUGCCCGCAGCUAAUGAAUCUCAAGAAGACAUUAAACCGUUUAAGAACGCCAGCCCCGAUAAAACCCUUGAAGAGAGAGAAACCAAACGAGGCACAGGGUCACCUCUCGGUAGGAAAAAAGCCGUUGCCUACACCCCGCGAAACCGGAAGGGAGAUGCAGUGUCUCAGUUCUUGGUCUUUUGCCAGAAGCACCGAGAUGAGGUGGUUUCUGAACAUCAAGACGCCUCCAGUGACGAAAUUGAAGAGCUGCUGGAGUCGCAGUGGAAUAUGCUUAGUGAAAAACAGAAAGCGCGCUAUAACACAAAAUUUGCCAUAGUGACCUCUCCCAAGUCUGAAGAAGACACUGGUUCAUCCGAGAAGAGUAUGGGAGAGGCCAAACGUAAAGUGUUUCAAGAAUCACCUAAAAGGAGAUCAAGAUCCAGAAGUAACUUACAUGGAAAUAAAAGGCAUCCGGUAAAGAGGACAAAGGAACCCACCGAAGAAUUUGAAGCUCAGGAAGCACCUAGGAAAAGGCUCAGGAUGGAUAAAAGGAAUAACCAGAAGAGGGAGACAAGCAAUGACAAAACAACAAAAACAAACUCUACUAAGGGCACAGAAAUCUCUUCUUCCCAAAAGAACCAGUCAGGUCUGUCAGAUGCAUGUAAACCACUGAAGAAGCGAAAUCGAGGUUCGGCCGCAGAAUCUUCGCACCUUGCUUAUAGCAAAAAUUCGUCUCCUUCAGCUUCCUUUACUGAGAAUGAGAUUUCAGAUGGUCAAGGGGACGAGCGGCCAGAGUCUCCCUAUGAAAGCGCGGACGAGGCGCAAGUGGAAUUGUCUCUGCUAUCCAAAAAGGCCGACCGAGGAUCUGCACCGAGGAAGGAAUACGUUUGUCAGCUUUGUGAAAAGCCUGGAGAUUUGCUGCUGUGUGAAGGACGGUGUUGCGGUGCCUUCCAUGCCGGGUGCACAGGGCUCCCGUGGAAAUCCUCAGGACGCUUCGUCUGUAGCGAAUGCUCUUCAGGCAUCCACAAGUGUUUUGUGUGUAAAGAGAAAAAAUCAGAAGUGAAGCGCUGCACCGUGUCCCACUGUGGGAAAUUUUACCAUGAAACCUGUGUGAAAAAAUUCCACCUGACGGUGUUCGAGAACAGAGGGUUUCGAUGCCCUCUCCACAGCUGUGCGAACUGUCACGUUACAAAUCCUUCAAGUCCCAAAGUAUUCAAAGGCAAAAUGAUGCGCUGCAUCCGCUGCCCUGUGGCUUAUCACGCCGGCGAUGGCUGCAUUGCCGCGGGUUGCGAGGUGAUCAAUUCGAGCAGCAUCAUUUGCACCAACCACUUUACUGUCACCAAAGGGAAAAGCCACCACGCGCACGUGAAUGUAAGCUGGUGUUUUGUGUGCUCAAAAGGUGGAAGCCUUUUGUGCUGCGAGUCGUGUCCGGCCGCAUUUCACCCAGAUUGUUUAAACAUUGAAAUGCCAGACGGAAGCUGGUAUUGCAACGACUGCAAGUCAGGGAAGAAAAUCCACUUUCAGGAUAUAAUUUGGGUCAAACUAGGAAAUUACAGGUGGUGGCCUGCGGAAGUCUGCCAUCCGAAAAACGUCCCCCCAAAUAUUCAGAAAAUGAAGCACGAGAUCGGAGAGUUUCCUGUGUUUUUCUUUGGCUCGAAAGAUUAUUACUGGACGCAUCAGGCCCGCGUGUUUCCCUACAUGGAAGGAGACCGGGGAAGUCGAUACCAGGGAAUUAAAGGAAUUGGAAAAGUCUUCAAGAAGGCUUUGCAAGACGCUGAAGCACGUUUUCGAGAAAUUAAACUUCGGCGGGAAGCCAAAGAAACUCAGGAAAACGAGCGCAGACCUCCUCCUUACAAACACAUAAAGGUAAAUAAGGCUUUUGGAAAGGUCCAGAUUUACACUGCCGACAUUUCCGAGAUUCCCAAAUGUAACUGCAAACUCUCCGACGAGAACCCCUGUGGUCUCGAUUCUGAGUGCCUGAAUCGGAUGCUGAUGUACGAAUGCCACCCACAAGUGUGCCUCGCGGGAGACCGCUGCCAGAACCAGUGCUUUACCAAACGCCAGUACCCCGAGACAAAGAUCAUCAAGACGGACGGCAAAGGGUGGGGCUUGGUUGCCAAGAGGGACAUUAAAAAGGGCGAGUUUGUCAACGAAUACGUCGGUGAGCUGAUCGACGAAGAGGAGUGCAUGGCCAGGAUCAAAUAUGCGCAUGAGAACGACAUCACGUACUUCUACAUGCUGACGAUCGAUAAGGAUCGUAUCAUUGACGCCGGCCCGAAAGGAAACUAUUCUCGUUUUAUGAAUCACAGCUGCCAACCAAACUGCGAAACUUUAAAGUGGACGGUUCAUGGGGACACUCGUGUAGGACUGUUUGCUGUAUGCGAUAUUCCUGCAGGGACCGAAUUGACGUUUAAUUACAACCUGGACUGCCUGGGCAAUGAAAAAACAGUGUGUAAAUGUGGUGCUCCAAACUGCAGUGGUUUCCUCGGUGACAGGCCAAAGAAUUCAUCUUCUAAUGCUUCAGAGGAAAAAGGGAAGAAGACCAAAAGAAGAGCGAGGAGACGCAGAACAAAGAGCGAAGCGAGAAAGAAAUCCGAGGAUUACUGUUUCCGCUGCGGGGACGGGGGCCAGCUGGUGCUGUGCGACAGGAAAUCCUGCACCAAGGCGUACCACCUCUCUUGCCUGGCCCUGGUGAAACGCCCCUUUGGAAAAUGGGAAUGCCCCUGGCACCACUGUGAUGAUUGCGGGAAGCCCUCCAUCUCCUUUUGCCACUUCUGCCCAAACUCUUUCUGCAAGGAUCAUUACAACGAGAUGCUGCUUAGUUCUAACUUAAGCGGACAGCUGUUCUGCUCGGACCACACUGGAGAGGAUUUCACUGGAAAGAAGGUGAAGAGAGCCCCUCGGAAACUGACCUCAGCGAAGUGUAAGAAAAGACAAAGGAACAAAUGGAAGAGGAGGAUGGAGUGUAAAUAG